AUGGAGUCUAGCCAAUCCAACACUCAUGCCUCAAGAAGUGCACCUUCCAUUCAACCCCAAUCCCAAUCCCAAUCCCAAACAGAAAUAGAAACUGAAACCCAAUCACAAGUAGACUCAGGUACUGUGGGAGGGAAGAGGAAACCCCCAAAAUCUGUGGUGUGGCAACACUGCAAGAAAGUUCACAAGAAAGAUGAUAAUGGGAUCGAUAAGGUACUUGUAGUUUGCAACUAUUGUAAAUUAGAGAUGCCGGGUGAUUCUAGGAAAAAUGGGACAACCGGUAUAAGAAAUCACCUAGAGAAGAGAUGCAAGCUCUCUCCUCUUUUUGAGAGUGGAGAUAGAACUCAAUUGAUCUUGACAAAUUUCACUAUGGGCGGUCAAGCUCAAUUGGUUCCCCACACCUUUAAUCAACAAGGUGUGAAGCCAAAUGUGUGA
Prunus armeniaca (apricot) is the source of this 432-nucleotide messenger RNA. The record is from the annotation of a GenBank genome assembly. NCBI's taxonomy places the organism in Eukaryota, Viridiplantae, Streptophyta, Magnoliopsida, Rosales, Rosaceae.